This is a messenger RNA of Bufo bufo (common toad), 3173 nucleotides long. RefSeq names its product N-alpha-acetyltransferase 16, NatA auxiliary subunit (gene NAA16). Gene Ontology annotation, cellular component: NatA complex; cytoplasm. NCBI's taxonomy places the organism in Eukaryota, Metazoa, Chordata, Amphibia, Anura, Bufonidae. The transcript is spliced from 20 exons. Bases 132 to 2729 code for a protein of 865 amino acids. The record is from RefSeq and is a predicted model, not a curated record. Gene Ontology annotation, molecular function: protein binding; protein-N-terminal amino-acid acetyltransferase activity. Gene Ontology annotation, biological process: N-terminal peptidyl-methionine acetylation.
UGGUGUGCGCUCCGAAUCAUCAGUGGGCGCAGCAGGCGCAUGCGCAUUUAGUUGUCUAGUAGUGCGGCCUCCGACAGAGGGGGAUUCUUUCUGGAGACCCCCGAAAGGGGCGGGCGGAGCACGGAGUCAUCAUGCCGGUUGUCACCCUCCCCCCCAAGGAGAACAACCUCUUUAAGAGGAUCCUGAAAUGCUAUGAACAGAAGCAGUAUAAGAAUGGGCUGAAGUUUUGUAAGAUGAUCCUGUCGAACCCCCGCUUUGCUGAACAUGGAGAAACGCUGGCAAUGAAGGGACUGACGCUGAAUUGUCUGGGAAAGAAAGAAGAAGCUUAUGAGUUUGUACGAAAGGGUCUACGCAGUGAUGUCAAGAGUCAUGUCUGUUGGCAUGUCUAUGGUCUUCUUCAGAGGUCCGACAAGAAGUAUGAUGAGGCGAUCAAGUGUUAUAGGAAUGCUCUUAAACUGGACAAGGACAACUUGCAGAUACUGCGGGACCUUUCAUUAUUGCAGAUACAGAUGAGGGACUUAGAGGGAUAUCGGGAAACCAGAUAUCAGCUUCUUCAGCUGCGCCCAAUGCAAAGAGCUUCAUGGAUUGGUUAUGCAAUCGCAUACCAUUUAUUGAAAGACUAUGAAAUGGCCUUAAAAUUGCUUGAGGAAUUCAGAAAGACUCAGCAGGUACCUCCAAAUAAAAUAGACUAUGAAUAUAGUGAAUUAAUCUUGUACCAGAACCAGGUGAUGAGAGAAGCAAACCAUUUCCAAGAGUCCUUGGAUCACAUUGAGGUUUAUGAGAAACAAAUCUGUGACAAACUUCAGGUGGAAGAAAUCAAAGGUGAAGUUUACUUAGAGCUUGGAAGAUGGAAAGAAGCUACUGAAGUAUUGAGAGAACUUAUUAAUCGUAAUCCUGAAAACUGGAAAUACUAUGAAAAUAUAGAGAAAGCUUUGCAUCCUGCUACCACUGAAGAACGACUUGAGAUCUAUGAUGAAUUCUGUGAGCGACAUCCAAGAGCAGUUUCCCCAAGAAGAUUGAUCUUAAACUUCCUUACAGGCAGCAAGUUUAGGGAACGAAUGGAUAAGUUCUUACGAAUUAACUUUAGCAAAGGCUGCCCGCCAUUGUUUACAACCAUAAAAUCACUAUACGGCUGUGCCGAGAAGGUAUUAAUUACACAGGAGCUUGUUAUUGGUUUUGAAAACUCAUUGAAAACAUGCAGCUUAUUUAACGCCAAAGACGAUGAGGAGCGAGAACCCCCCACAACCCUUUUGUGGGUUCGUUAUUUCUUAGCACAGCACUUUGAUAAGCUUGGUCAGUGGUCGGUGGCAUUAGACUAUAUUAAUGCUGCCAUUGCCAGCACUCCGACAUUAAUAGAACUCUUCUAUAUGAAAGCUAAAAUCUAUAAGCAUAUAGGAAACUUUAAAGAAGCUGCCAAGUGGAUGGAUGAAGCUCAGUCUCUGGACACUGCAGACCGAUUUAUUAACUCCAAAUGUGCGAAAUACAUGCUGCGAGCCAAUCUGACUCAGGAGGCGGAAGAGAUGUGCUCAAAGUUCACAAGGGAAGGGACACCAGCCGUGGACAAUAUGAAUGAGAUGCAGUGUAUGUGGUUCCAGACUGAAUGUGCCGCUGCUUACCAGCGACUGGGAAAGUAUGGGGAAGCCCUAAAGAAAUGCUAUGAAAUUGAAAGGCAUUUCUUUGAAAUCACUGAUGACCAGUUUGAUUUCCACACAUAUUGCAUGAGGAAAAUGACACUACGCGCCUACGUGGAUCUGCUGCGGCUGGAAGAUGUUUUGCGUCAGCACGCCUUCUAUUUCAAAGCGGCCCGGACUGCCAUAGAAAUUUACCUUAAGUUACAUGAAAGCCCCUUAAUGAAUGAGAGCAAAGAGCAGGAAGUGAAUUCAGAAAACCUUUCUGCGAAAGAGCUUAAAAAAGUGCUAAGUAAGCAAAGGAGAGCCCAGAAGAAAGCCAAACUACAAGAAGAGAGGAAACACGCUGAGAGAGAACGCCAGCAGAAAAAUCAGAAGAAGAAGAGGGAUGAAGAGGAAGAAGAGACCAGUGGACCCAAAGAGGAGCUAGUCCCUGAGAAACUGGAAAGGGCUGAAAACCCGCUAGAAGAAGCAAUCAAGUUCCUUACACCGUUGAAAACCCUUGCAUCUAACAAUAUACAGACGCAUUUGUUGGCAUUUGAGAUCUAUUUUAGAAAAGGAAAAUUUCUCUUGAUGUUGCAGUCUGUGAAAAGAGCCUUUUCUAUCGAUAGAAAUAACCCAUGGCUGCAUGAAUGUUUAAUACGGUUCUCAAAAUCAGUUUCAGAUCACAGUAAUGUACCUGAUAUAGUGUUUAAAGUGCUUUUACAUGAAAUGAAGAAUAUCUUUACCAACAAGAAUCUGGAAAGCUUCAAUGAAGAGUUUCUCAAAAACAAUUCUACCUCCAUUCAGCAUUUGCUUUCAGGAGCAAAAAUGAUGUAUUAUUUAGACAAGUCAAGACAAGAGAAGGCGAUAGCCAUCGCUACAAGACUAGAUGAGACGCUGAUGGAUAGGAACGUGCAGAGUCUGACAAAGGUCUUGGAAGCACUUCUUGAUGGAAGCUUUGGAAGCUGCAAUACUCAGUAUGAGGAGUACCGGGCAGCCUGCCAUAAACUUUUCCCAUUUACCCCUGCCUUUAUGCUGUCUGCAAAUGAAGACGACUGUAACACCGUACAGAUGAACCACACAGCUCUCAACCAUGAUGUACUCUGCAAUGAAAUGUAGCACAACGACCAGACUUCAGGAAACAAAUGUUCAGGGUUCACAUGCAUUGGGAUGCAUGACGCAUAAGAAUGUGGUAUCGCUUUUUGACCAUGGCCUUUUUUCCCUUUCUUUCUGAGCCUCCCAAAGAAAGGCCAAUAUAAGACGUAGAUCAAGAUCUCUCAUAUGUACAGUUUUCAGCCUUCUAUUUGAAAUAUGGAAGGAGUUGUUAUUUUGCUGCUUCUUCUGCAAUACGAACAUUAAAACCGGGCAAAAUGCUUUCCUAGAAUAUUACAACCUCUGACUAUUUUGUGUCAUAUGUAGCGCUUCUAGUUGAGUAAAAUACUCUUAGAUUGAAGGUUUUUACAUUUUGGAGGUCGAUUUUAAAAACAGUUGUAAUUUUUAUGACUUUUUUUGAGUGAAUUGUUAUGUGUCAUUGACAGGCAGCACCGCUAUACUGUGUUGCUU